AGUAAAUGAAACCAUCAUCCAGUGUUUAAACCUCAGCCCAGUUUAAGGCUCAUCAGAGCAGAGAAAGACAUGGACCCUGUCACAGCUGGUGCUGCUGCAGCAGGAGCAGUAGGAGCUAUUGUCGCGGCUCCUGCCGUUCUGGGGGCGGCAGGUUUCACCUCAGCUGGAAUAGCAGCAGGCUCCGUCGCUGCUAAAAUGAUGUCGGUUGCUGCAGUUGCAAACGGAGGAGGAGUGGCAGCAGGGAGUGUGGUGGCUGCUUUGCAGUCAGCAGGUGCGGCUGGUAUAUCAGGAGCUGCCUCUGCAGUUGUGGGCGGCGCUGGAGCAGCAGUGGGAUGGCUGGCUAGCUUCAUUGGCUGAAAAUCAGGAAGGAAUAAUAUAUGAGAAAUAAUAGAUGCACUUGCUUGAUGGAAACAAUUGGAAAUUCUAUCAAUGAAGCAGAGCGUUUGUGUUUUGAAAAGUUUCCUUGUAUGCAUUUAAAUGAAUUAUGAGAUUAUGUUUUGGCAUUUCUGCAAAACAUGUAUUGGACUUUCACAAAAUAAAAUGCAAUUGAAAAGUA
Molecule: messenger RNA, 556 nt
Organism: Thunnus maccoyii (southern bluefin tuna)
Lineage: Eukaryota; Metazoa; Chordata; Actinopteri; Scombriformes; Scombridae
Product: interferon alpha-inducible protein 27-like protein 2A
Exons: 4
Coding region: 70-357 (95 amino acids)
Biological process (GO): apoptotic signaling pathway
Cellular component (GO): membrane; mitochondrion
Source: RefSeq, a predicted model, not a curated record